AUGAAGAUUGCAGUGGAGGGAUGCAGCCACGGCGCGCUGGACGCGAUCUACAAGCACCUAAGUGAUCUAGAGGCUAGACACAGCUAUAUUGUAGAUGUACUCCUUAUGUGCGGGGACUUUCAAGCUAUUCGUAAUCACAGAGAUAUGCAAUGCAUGGCCGUACCACAGAAGUACAGGCAGCUAGGUGAUUUCCACAAGUACUAUACAGGAGAAAAGACCGCUCCGCUACUUACUAUCGUGAUAGGUGGAAAUCACGAGGCGUCAAAUUACAUGUCAGAACUGUAUCAUGGCGGGUGGCUUGCACCAAACAUAUACUUCCUCGGACAUGCCGGAUGUAUCCAAGUGAACGGUAUCCGUAUCGCUGGCGCGUCUGGAAUCUUCAAAAAUAAUGAUUUCAGUCUAGGUUUUUACGAACGAUUACCUUACGAUCAUGGCUCCAUGCGAAGUAUAUACCACAUCAGGGAAUUUAACGUUCGCCGUUUGUCUUUGUUAUCCUCCCCAGAUAUCUUCCUUUCUCAUGACUGGCCCCAACACAUCGAGAAACAUGGUGACACUCAGGGUCUCCUUCGCCGCAAGCCAUUUUUCAAACAGGACGUACAGACAGGCAACCUGGGUUCCCCUCCUUUAAUGGGGCUCUUGCGGACACUGAAACCAAAAUGGUGGUUCUCAGCCCAUUUGCACGUUCGCUUUCAGGCUACCGUGCACCACGAAGAAUCCGGCACCAGAUCGAAUUCCCCGUCCAAUACUUUCCCGCCACAAAACCCAGAUGAAAUAGCAAUCGUGGAUGAUGAUUUCGAAGCAGUUGAACCUCAGAAUCUUCCAACUGAAGUUCCUCGUUUGCAAACGGCUUCCCAUAACCCUGAUGAAAUAACGCUGGAAGAAGAAGAAGACGAAGUUAUCCAGCCCCCUCCCGUUGCUUAUCGGCCGCAGCCAUCUGUGACGAAUUUCCUGGCCUUGGACAAAUGCCUGCCAAAACGAGAAUUCAUGGAGGUCAUCGAUGUGCCUACCACAUCGGAUGGAUCUGCCAUGCCUGGACAACGCUGUAUGCCGAAGCUCACCUUUGAUCCGGAAUGGCUGGCAAUAACACGCGCUUUUCAUCCAUUCCUCUCCAUGAGGCGACGUCAAGCAGAUUAUCCUGAUGAAGCAACAGCUCGCGCGAAGGUCGCUGAAGAGAUGGAGUGGGUGGAGUCGAAUGUGCGCAACAACGAAGCAAACUCUUCUGAUGCCCCUCUACCUGGUAUACGAUCCAUCCUGGAUUGCCAGACAUUCAUGCAGAGCGCCCCUGGUCCUGGAAGUGAAGGAGCUCAAAAGAACCAACAACCACCUUGGUACACUAACCCUCAAACUGUCGCAUUUUGCGAUAUGCUCGACAUUCAAAAUAUGAUCGAUUUCUCUUCCGACAACCGGGCCUAGGAAGCCUCUUGAUAGCAUUCCACAAGAAACAUACAAGCGUUGAGAAGGGGUGACAUCCUGUGACAUCUUGGUAUCAUUCCUUCCCACGCCAUGUGUUCCUUUAUCACACCAAACAAUACAUUGAACCAAGUACCUUCGUCCGAGUCCCUCGCUUCCCUGCAGUAUUCUCACUGCCAUUCUGGAAGGUUGCGUUCUACGUUUCUGAUGGAUCACUCUGAUUCACAUAUCCACUUGUUUCUCGAAAAUCCAGUACAGCAAGUGUGUAAUAUAUAGCCUAGUACAGCCUCUUGCGGGCCCGGCUGUGGCGUGUUUGAUAAAUGUAGUGGCAUGACGGCCUGUUUUCCUUGCUUUCACCGCCUGGAAUAACCCG
Molecule: messenger RNA, 1783 nt
Organism: Suillus clintonianus
Lineage: Eukaryota; Fungi; Basidiomycota; Agaricomycetes; Boletales; Suillaceae
Product: lariat debranching enzyme, C-terminal domain-containing protein
Exons: 8
Coding region: 1-1413 (470 amino acids)
Biological process (GO): mRNA splicing, via spliceosome
Cellular component (GO): nucleus
Molecular function (GO): RNA lariat debranching enzyme activity
Source: RefSeq, a predicted model, not a curated record